GGUGCUUAAAAGAAAAAGGUUGUUUCAUCUCAAGGAAACACCCAGUACUGCUAAUAAAAUGGCUUCUCUGUAAUAGUCCUAGAAAGGAGAUCAAAGGAGAUAAGAUCAGACUGGAGGGAGAUAACAUCAGCCGGAAUGGUGCCAGAAUUAACAAUAAGGAAAACAAGCACAGGUGAAUUCAGUAGGUGUGAAAGUUACUGGGCCUGUUGGGCUGGUUGGUGCUCAGGCAGCUGUGGAGAAACACACCCAGGAGAAAGCCUGUUUGCCCCGUGGGCUCACAGAGCUCAGCUCUGCCGCUGCCACCACUGUCACCUGGAAAGCAGCAGGUACCCAUGUGCAUGAUAAACAGGUCUGGCUGAGCCCAGCACCUGCAGAACCUUUGCUGGAAAAGGAAGGGACUUCCACAAGGCUGUCUGCAUGUGGAAACGACCUCCUCUGGCACAGAAAAUGGACCAGAAGGUCUCCCAGGAGGACAGCCAGGAGGACAAGGCUGAAACUCUGCUCAUCUGCAAAGUCUAGCUCCACGCUUCUCAGAGGCUGAAGGACUAUCUUGGUUUUGUGGAUCCUCAGAGCAAAUUCCAGCCAGCCACAAACACGCUGAGCGAGAUCUUUUUGGUCAACUUCAUCAGCUUCUGCGUGGAGAAGGGAGCAGAGGAGCUCAUUGUGACCAGCAAAAUGACCAGGCAGCAGUCCUGCCUCUUCGGGGUGGACUGGAUCUAGACUCUGUUUGGAGCUGACAAGCAGAUCAAGCUUCAGAUCGCCGUGCACGCUCUACAGCUGGCAGAGCUUUUCUGUGCGGAAGGCGGCCCUGCGGAGGAGGAGGAGGAGGACUGCUGCUGGGAAGCCGCGCUGGCAGACGACUGCUUCCAAAACGUGAGCCGGUUCGGGAAGUUGGCAGAGUUCUGCCGCCUGGUGGGGCAGGACUGCCUGGGCUUUUUCGGCGUGUUCAGCGUGCCAGGGAAGCCCAAGGACAUCCGAGGAGUCCUGCUGGACAGUAUUGCCAGGGAGGAGCAGAAAUGCCGCCUGUCGGGCAGAAACGCGCUGCGGCAAUUUGUGACCAGCACUGACAGAACCCUGCCCACGAAGGACAUGCUGGAAAACUGCCUGGGCACAAACAGCGGGCUGAGGGAGGUGGGCAACGUGUACAUAAACUUUGUGUAA
This is a messenger RNA of Chiroxiphia lanceolata (lance-tailed manakin), 1161 nucleotides long. It is a transcript of the gene REP15, whose product is annotated as RAB15 effector protein. The record is from RefSeq and is a predicted model, not a curated record. Gene Ontology annotation, biological process: receptor recycling. Lineage: Eukaryota; Metazoa; Chordata; Aves; Passeriformes; Pipridae.